Molecule: messenger RNA, 1309 nt
Organism: Galleria mellonella (greater wax moth)
Lineage: Eukaryota; Metazoa; Arthropoda; Insecta; Lepidoptera; Pyralidae
Product: ribosome biogenesis regulatory protein homolog
Exons: 5
Coding region: 112-1164 (350 amino acids)
Biological process (GO): ribosomal large subunit biogenesis; endonucleolytic cleavage in ITS1 to separate SSU-rRNA from 5.8S rRNA and LSU-rRNA from tricistronic rRNA transcript (SSU-rRNA, 5.8S rRNA, LSU-rRNA); ribosome biogenesis
Cellular component (GO): nucleolus; nucleus; preribosome, large subunit precursor
Molecular function (GO): protein binding
Source: RefSeq, a predicted model, not a curated record
CAUGAAAAACGUGCGUGACGUCAAAAUCUAAUCAAUCACAAAAAGUGAGGUUAAGAAGUUUUAUUUAAAUGUGGAUAUUUAAAAUCCUAAAGUUUUUGCAUAUUUAACAGGAUGGAUAUUGUCAAUCAAAUAUUAUUAAAUGAGCAAAAGAAAGCUGAAAAGUAUAAACCAAUCACUGUUGACAAGCAUUUGGAUUUAGAAUUUGAUUUGGGCACUCUUCUUGCUUUUGAUACAAAUGAUGUGGACUCAAAGUUACUGAAAUCUAACAAAGAUGAUUACUUACAUUCACUAACCCGGGAUAACACGCAGUUAUUGCUGAACAAGAUAUGGGAAUUGCCCACUGAAAGAAUCGACGAGGCCAUAGUUGUUCGGCUACCACAACCUACGACUGUUCUACCUCGCGCUAAGCCUGUACCCAAACCGAGACCAUUGACCAAAUGGCAGGAGUUUGCUAAAGCCAAAGGUAUCACGAAAAAGAAGAAAGACAAACUACAGUGGGAUGAACAAUUGCAGAAAUGGGUGCCCCUUUAUGGUUUUAGGAAAGCAGCUGCUGAGAAAGAGAAAAAUUGGCUCAUAGAAGUACCACAAAAUGUUGAUCCUAUGACUGACAUGUAUGAGAAAAAAGCUUCUGAGAAAUCUGAAAAAGUGGCUAAAAAUGAAUUACAGCGACUUAAAAACAUAGCUAGGGCUAGGAAGGUCAAAAUUCCUCGAGUUGGACUACCAGUUACAUCUGACAAAGCUUCUGCUACACAGUUGGCGACAGCAGCUACAGUUGCCAAAGCAUCAACAGCAUCUUUAGGAAAAUUCCAAGACAAACUGCCAAAAGAGAAGGAAGCACGAGGUAAAGGUGUCCAUGAGCUUAUACCAGGCAAGGAGAGGAAGAGAAGAGCCCCAAUACCUACUCCACAGGCAGAAAGAGAAAGUAACCUUAAUCUUCUUGACUCUAUUUUGAAUAAGCGACCCAAGAUCGAUAUGGAAAAAGCUGUAGCCAAGCACAUUCACAAUGAACAAGUCAUGAGAUCAGAAGAAAAGAAAAAUAUGAAACCGUCAAAAGGCAAGCGUAAGGGCAAAGGUAAUGCUACAAACUUCUCUGCAAAGAAACCUAAGGCUGGUAGAGGACAGAGAAAUCCUAAUAAAAAGACUCCAGGCAGAAAAAGGAGAUAGUUACAAUAUAUUGUGAUAAUAAGUUACUGUGGAAUUAAUUGUUGUACUUUUUCUUUUAUUAUAACAGUCAAUAAGUGGAAAGUAAAAUAUCCAUAUUAUAUAACAUGUAAAAAACAGUAUAAUUUUUAAUAAACAGUCAAAAGAC